This is a messenger RNA of Archocentrus centrarchus (flier cichlid), 2241 nucleotides long. It is a transcript of the gene prkn, whose product is annotated as parkin RBR E3 ubiquitin protein ligase. The record is from RefSeq and is a predicted model, not a curated record. The transcript is spliced from 11 exons. The coding region runs from base 601 to 2004 and encodes 467 amino acids. Gene Ontology annotation, biological process: protein ubiquitination. Gene Ontology annotation, molecular function: zinc ion binding; protein binding; ubiquitin-protein transferase activity. NCBI's taxonomy places the organism in Eukaryota, Metazoa, Chordata, Actinopteri, Cichliformes, Cichlidae. Gene Ontology annotation, cellular component: cytosol; mitochondrion.
AUGUGCAGUCCACUUGAGCCACGCUCCUCGGGGAGAACCUCCUUUUUCUCCAUUGCGAUGCGAAAUAACCGCAGGGUUGGCUGUAGCAGAGUCCCCUUCCUGCUGUGGCUCCAAAGCCGUCCUAACCGACAGCUCUGAAAACCGUAAACUGCAGCAAGCGUCAAAUACGCGCCUUGAGUUUUCUUGACGACGGUGUUAAACUUCCGGUUUGAGGAAAAUAAAAAGACGGGCCGUUUUUCUGUUUCUUCGCGAACUUAUGUUUUGAUUUCAAAUGGAAAAAGGAAAUAUAAUUCGUUUUACAUUGUAUGCAUUUGGAGUAUAAAAUGACAAUUAAAAAACGACCUGAUUUUCGUUUUUUAAUAUCCGUUUUCAAAACGGAAAAACGAAUGACCAAAAGGUACACGGACCAUUUGUGACUGGCAGUCAUUAUAUCCCUGGAGUCUCCUACCAUCACCCCAGCCCAGUAGGUGGCGGUAAGACACCUGAUUGUUGGAGUGAACCACCGAGGAAAACGAAGAAGAUGAGAACUUCAGCUCCCAGAGUGCAUCGCGGGCCACAGAUCGUAAACACACAUGAAGGACGAAGAGAGCAGAGAGAAGCAUGAUCGUGUUUGUGCGCUUUAACCUCGGCCCUGGCGUCCCCGUGGAGCUGCAGGAGGAGGCGAGUGUGGCUCAGCUGAAGGAGUUGGUGGGGAGUCAGCAGGGGGUGCAACCAGAGGACCUCAGGGUGCUGUUUGCUGGGAGGGAGCUGCAGAGCACCGCCACCCUCCAGGGCUGCGACCUCCCAGAGCAGAGCACUGUCCACAUCGUUCUCCCUCCAUCAGGCUCCUCCACUUCACAGCUCCUCCUCCUGCAGGGUCACCUGGCUCAGGGCAGACAAGAAGAGGAGGAGGGCUCUCUGACCAGGCUGGACCUUAGCUCCUCUCGACUCCUUGCCACCUCCCCUGGAAUGGCCAUGGUCCUGGAGAGCAGUGAGGGAGGCGUGUGUGGAACAGAGGGGGAGAGUCUGGAUGAAGUGCAGGCUGCAGCUCGGAGAGGUGCACGUACCUGCAAUACUUUCUUCGUGUUCUGUAAAAGCUGCAGGUCGAUCCAACCGGGAAAGCUACGAGUUCGCUGCCGAAGCUGCAAACAGACGACGCUGACGCUCAGCAGGGGUCCCUCCUGCUGGGAUGACAUUCUCCUCCCCAGUCAUAUCCAUGGCAUCUGUCAGUCAGAAGGUUGUCAAGGCCACGAAGCGGAGUUCUACAUGAAGUGUGCGUCCCACCCCACAUCAGAUAACGACCUCUCCGUGGCCCUCGACCUGAUCAUGACCAACACCAGAAGUGUUCCCUGCAUUGCCUGCACUGAUGUCCUGGACGUGGUCCUAGUCUUCGAGUGCUCGGAUCGUCAUGUGAUCUGUCUCGACUGUUUCCGGCAUUACUGUCAGACACGACUGAAUGAGCGUCAGUUUGUUUACCAUCCUGUGAUUGGCUACUCGCUGCCAUGUGCAGCCGGCUGUGACGACUCUCUGAUUAAAGAAGUUCAUCAUUUCAGGAUCCUGGGAGAUGAGCAGUAUGGGCGGUACCUGCAGUAUGGUGCUGAGGAGUGUCUGCUGACCAUUGGAGGAUUGAUGUGUCCAUCACCUGGCUGUGGGGCAGGGCUUCUUCCACCUGACAACAGCAGGAAGGUGAAGUGUGACCAACAGCUUGGCUGUGGCUUCAUCUUUUGCAGAGUCUGCAGGGGGGAGUACCAUGAGGGGCCAUGUCAGGUGCUGACAGCUCCACCCACAGUGGAAACUGCACAGGGUUUUGUGGUCAGGGAAGAGGCAUCUCUCAGGGGGAGGUGGGAGCAAGCAUCUCUGCUCUUCAUUGCGGAGUCAACCCGGCGCUGCCCAACAUGUUUGGUUCCUGUGGAGAGAAACGGUGGCUGCAUGCACAUGCAGUGUCCGCUGUGCAAAGCUGAAUGGUGCUGGCUCUGCGGUGUCCCCUGGAACAGGGAGUGUAUGGGAAACCACUGGUUCGGAUAAACGGGUCACAUGACUGCAGAGUUCACCCUGAUUGUACAGCUGCUGAACAAUCAUAAAAAGGACUGAUGACUUUCAAAUCAAAAUCAAAUCAAGUCAAAGUUUAUUUGUCACAUAGGUACAGGGUACAACUAGCAGUAAAAUGCUUUGACGACUGCCCUUACAUUAUAGCACAAGAUGACAAACUUGUUUGCAGAAGCUCCUUCACAAUAAAAGUCAGAUGAUGCUGACUGAAACUGA